CAAAACGUUGGGGGCCCGACAGCAGGCAAAAGAAAAGUGGAAAGAUUUUCUUUCCACCUACAGUGUUAAAAGAUUCCAUGCUUUCCAAGAUGUGAAUUAAAUGAGAAAUCAGUAAGCUCAUUCUUCGAAAGUUCCAGCCGAACUUCAGGGUUGACGACUGAGAACGGAUCAUAAGCAGAGAGGAAAGCCGUGUUGUUUUCUCCUUGUGCAGAGGCAUCGCCCCUUUAUUUAUCUCUCUUUCGUCUGCGAUCAUUGCAGAAUAGGUUACACCUGGGGAUUCAAGAAUGGGGCACAAUAAAAUAGCCAGAAAGAUUGCUGAACUAUGUCCUGAGUUGGCUGGAAUUGUGCAAGAAAGGAUCAGUCCACGCAAUUUAAUAUUAAAAGAAAACACAAUGGAGCUGCUGGUGCAGAUAUUGUGAGGAAAGUACUCGAAGGGUGGCCAGAAUUUGCUUGGGAGACCGACGAGGAUGGUUGUGUACCAUUGCACUACGCUUGUGAAAGAGGUCUCUUGGAGAUUACAAGAUUGAUUCUAAAAGUAGAACCAAGGUGUGCUAACAGGUUUAAUAAGAAUGCCUACACACCAUUGCACUUUGCAGCAAUGAAUGGUGACGUUCUCCUACUUACUGAAUUUAUGACAAUGGCUCCCAAAUCUUUCAUGCUUCUCACCAAAAAGGCAGAAACAGUAAUGCACCUUGCUGCUAAAUUUGGUAAAUGCAAAGCUUUCGUCACAAUGACGGAGACUUUAGGGAGCAACGAUCUUUUCCGCCGACCGGAUCUGUAUGGCAACACAGUCUUACAUCUUGCUGUUUCUGCAAGCUGCUAUCAACUAGCAGAAUACAUAAUCGUUACGGCAAUUGUUGAUGUCGAGCAUAGAAACUAUCAUGGACAUACAGCACUCGACCUUCUUAAUCAAGCAAGAGUCACCGGUGAAACUGAGCAUAUUAGAGCUUUGUUGAAAUCUGGCUAUCCUUAUAGCUCUAUAACAUCACAACUUUCAUCAGAGGUCGAGACUUCGACUUCUCAGAAUGUGACAAUUGGAUCCAGAUAUGCAUCUGAUCAAAAAUUUGAGAAGCCACCUACGUUUAUGACGAAUAUGGGGAAUGAUGUUGGCAACAAAACCAACAAUCAGCAUGUGAUCAAUGAUGAACUUGAUGAAACCACUGCUGAAGCUGAUGCUCUCUCUCAAUCUGAAGAAAUCCAGGAUGAUAAAUAUGAACAAGGAUCCUCAUCAGAAAGAACAGAAUUGCAUCAUCAACGCAAGUAUCUAAGCAAGAGACACAGGAAAGAACAGAGGGAGCUCCACAGAAAUCGUCGAAAUAGACAAUAUGACACACAUAGGGAGGGACUACAAAAUGCUCGAAACACAAUCAUACUAGUAGCCAUUCUGAUAGCCACAGUUACUUUUACUGUUGGUUUGAAUCCCCCUGGGGGUUUCUAUCAGCAGGGAACGCUAAUAGGCCAGUCAACAGUUGGUAGAAAUUUGGCUUUUAAGAUCUUCGCUAUGAGCAACAGCAUUGCAUUGUUCACAUCUCUGUGCAUUGUAAUUAUUCUAGUGAGCAUCAUCCCCUUCGAGAGAAGAAAACUAAUGAGGCUAAUGGUGAUCACUCACAAGGUCAUAUGGGUGGCUUUGUCUUUCAUGGCAACAGCUUUUGUUGCAGCCUCAUGGGUGAUCUUGCCAAAUGAUCGCAAAACAAGAUGGAUGCUUGAGACUAUAUUGACUAUUGGUGCUGGGAGCAUGGUAACUGUGUUUAUCUAUCUGGGAGUUCAGUUAGCUAGACACUGGUUGAGGAAGCAGAAAUGGAAGAAACAAAGAGGCAAGAAGAGCAGAAUUGUUGCUGUCAACAAGGAAUUGAAAUUACAACCUUCUAAAACCUUGAUUACAAAACAAAUCGAACCUUAUCCAGUGCUAUUCAACAAUCAAUCAGACUCAUCCAACUCUGAUGUUGAAAGUGCAAAAUCCUUUGGGUAUCACACCUACUAAUGGUGAAAUCUGCUUGUUCCUGAUCUGCCCAAUAAUUUCAGAAAUAAAUUGUCCUUUUUUUUC
Hevea brasiliensis (rubber tree) is the source of this 2044-nucleotide messenger RNA. RefSeq names its product ankyrin repeat-containing protein At2g01680. The record is from RefSeq and is a predicted model, not a curated record. The transcript has 3 exons. Gene Ontology annotation, cellular component: plasma membrane. The coding region runs from base 599 to 1981 and encodes 460 amino acids. NCBI's taxonomy places the organism in Eukaryota, Viridiplantae, Streptophyta, Magnoliopsida, Malpighiales, Euphorbiaceae. Gene Ontology annotation, molecular function: protein phosphatase regulator activity; protein phosphatase 1 binding.